Messenger RNA from Arachis stenosperma, 2332 nucleotides. Its product is annotated as protein ACCELERATED CELL DEATH 6-like. Gene Ontology annotation, molecular function: protein phosphatase 1 binding; protein phosphatase regulator activity. Gene Ontology annotation, cellular component: plasma membrane. The record is from RefSeq and is a predicted model, not a curated record. Lineage: Eukaryota; Viridiplantae; Streptophyta; Magnoliopsida; Fabales; Fabaceae. The transcript has 4 exons. The coding region runs from base 145 to 2121 and encodes 658 amino acids.
UGUUUACCUAACACUUCGCUUUAAACGAGAGAAUAGAAGCAGUAGUGAAGCACGAGGUCUUCUGAAGCUGUGAACCAAAGGCAGCAGUUUGUAACUGCGUGCCAGGAUUCUCGAUUUGAGCUUUUUCUAAACUGAAACCACAUCAUGAACCAGGAUACAGCAUCGGAGCAGUCAUUCGAUUCGGAGUAUUCCGAGAGACUCUCAGGGUACUCCUCUGUAGCCAGUGGUGACGAAAGUGUCCUUUUGAUCGCGAAGCAUUGUGAACAUGAGAGGCUGGAAUUGCUUGAAGAAGUGUAUCAUCAAGCAAGAGGGGAGGCAGCAGCCUAUUCUUCCUCUACCAUCUUGAAAGAAUUCAAGAGCCCUACUACCGGGAACACGGCGCUACACAUAGCCGCUUUGUAUGGCAAUGAUGAGAUGGCGGAUCUCGCUGUGCAACAAGAGCUUGAUCUAAUAUUCUCCCUCAACGAAAACGAUGACACUCCCCUGCAUGUUGCUGCAAGAGCUGGCCAUUUCUCCACUAUUAAAAGGCUCUUGGAUGCUUAUUGGAUCGGGUCCAACAACAAUGUGGCAAAUCUAUUGGAACUAAUGAAGAUGAAGAACAAGAAAGGGAACAUUAUGUUGCACGAGGCCAUGAUGAGUGGUAGCGGCAGCCAAGGGAGUAUGAUUUUCGAUGUACUUGAAGCAUACACCACUACUGGAGAAGGGGAAUCAAUAUCAUUGUCACAGUCUUGUUAUGAAUUAGCGUUGGAUGAGGUAAACAAGGAACGUAAAUCGGUGUUGUACGUGGCCGUUGAAGCUGGUCUCAUGGAAGCUGUUAACAGAAUCUUGGACAAAUGCCCCGAGAGUGCCACGCCAAAGGGAACAUCACCCCUUCUAGUAGCCAUGCUGAACAAGAAUAAAGAGAUGCUGGAAACCAUAGUGGAAAGGAAGGACGAAUGGAUACAUUUAAGGGAUCCGUAUGGAGCGCUUGCUCUUCAUUUUGCGGCAGAAAUAGGUUACCAUGAAGGUGUCAUUCUUCUAAAUGAGAAAUGCAAGACUUGUAAAAUUGACAGAGACAACAACGGCUACCUGCCACUUCAUCUAGCGGCUCGUCAAGGCCAUGUGCAAGUGGUUAAGGAACUCUUACAACACUGUCCAGAGCUUGACGAGAUGCUUGACAGGGAUCUCAACAAUAUUCUUCACAUUGCAGCUGAAAGUGGAAAGCUUGAUGUGGUGCGAUACAUCCUUCAAACACCACAACUUGAGAAGAUGAUACAUCAGCAGAAUAAGCAUGGAGACACACCUUUGCACGUGGCGACAAGGGAGUCCCGUGCUAGCAUUGUCUAUGCUUUAACAUGGGAUGACAGGGUUAAAAUUAAUGAGCUCAACUCAAGGAAGAAAACACCUCUUGACAUUGCAUUUACAAAGUAUUUCAAUGAGGGACAAAUUCCAUCCCUAAAACAGUCACUUACACGGAUAGCAUUACAAUCUGCUGGUGCAAAAGCACCAUUCUCAGCAUUAGAAUCUGCAGGUGGAAAAGCACGAUUCUCAGCUGAAUCAGUUGGAUCGUAUAGCGUCUCUGAAACAGAGCAAUUCAGAGACAGAGUAGAGUCAUUGAGUGUGAUCUCAACCCUCGUACUAACAGCUUCGGUGGCAGCAUGUUUGGCCGUGCCGGGCGAGGCAGAUGGCACGGCCAAAAACCUGCACAAGGCCAUGUUCCACUUGUUCAUCUUCUCCAUCACAGUGUCUCUCUUUAGCUCCAUCGGUGCCACAAUUAUACUCAUUUGGGGAAGGUUCGGAAUGUUUGAGCUGUUGAAUCUUUCUAUGGAGGUGGCAAUGCCGCUUCUUGGAACCGCUCUCAUAACGCUAUCUCUGGCAUUCAUGGCUGGUAUCUACACAGUUGUAAGCAAACUCACAUGGCUGGCCACAACCUUUGUGAUUGUAACUUCCACUUUCGUGGGCAUUAUUUUUGUCUUGUAUAUCCUCCUGUUUCUUCCUUCAUCAUCUACAUGGAAGAUCUCACGCUACAUUUCCUACUACCCCUUUAUUUUUCUAGCAUCACUAGCUGAGAAGCAACGCGUACCCCGUUUUUUGUCUACCUUAGCUGGCAUGCCAAGACCUCUUAAACCAACCAUCUAUUAGAGAAGUUUUAUAGUAGCAUUAAUUUUGGUAGGUAAAAAUGACAUAAGUUUAACCUACAAAUAAAAUAUUAACACAUAGUAUGAUAAAUUUAUGAUCAAAUAAUUCUAUUUUUUUAUAAUUUUUAUGAUUAUUUAUAUUAAAAUAAUUUUUUAUAAUUAUUUUUAUAAUUAUAAAGAAUGAUUUUAAAAAAAUAACACUAAAUUAAAUUUUU